Molecule: messenger RNA, 1644 nt
Organism: Alnus glutinosa
Lineage: Eukaryota; Viridiplantae; Streptophyta; Magnoliopsida; Fagales; Betulaceae
Product: 2,3-bisphosphoglycerate-dependent phosphoglycerate mutase 1
Exons: 9
Coding region: 277-1314 (345 amino acids)
Biological process (GO): glycolytic process
Molecular function (GO): intramolecular phosphotransferase activity
Source: RefSeq, a predicted model, not a curated record
CAACCGGGUGAAAAGAGCAACUUGUCACCAUACUGUUCCUCCCAUAAAGCGCAUCUAAAGACGAGUAUACAGCAAAGAAACUACAAUUUCUUCAAUAUAUAUGUUUUGCAUAUAUUAUUUGCCAUCUUUCCCUCUCAAUAUUUUUUGUUGAAAUGGAAGUGUAACUUCAAUAGACGUCUUGUUCUCCGCCAGACUUUCUCGUAAUAAACUCUUCCCUUCCACCCUGUUAGAACUUUUCUCUGCCUCGGUUACGUCGCUUGCUCCUAUAUAACCAGAAUGGCUACUUCAGCAUUUCACCAAGCCCUUGGGACUCUUCAUUCCCAUGGAUAUCUUAACAACUCUGGUCUUCGCCAUGAGCUUGGGGACAAUUCACUGAGAUUGAUUUCAAAGGGUUUCAAGGUUGAAAUUGGACUCUCAAGAAGGGGAUGUUAUCCGUCUGACCAGAGGAAAUUUGGUGUAUUUCAAGCCUCAGCCUCUCAAACUUCAGUGUUUGAACCAGUUUCAUCCCCCUCAAAGAGCAACACCAGUAGCUCUCAGAAGAAAUCUAAUGAGGUAGCUUUGAUUCUGAUUAGGCAUGGUGAGUCAUUAUGGAACGAAAAGAACUUGUUCACAGGUUGUGUUGAUGUCCCACUAACUAAGAAGGGCGUGGAGGAGGCAAUAGAAGCUGGCAAGAGAAUCAGCAAUAUACCUGUCGACAUGAUCUAUACAUCUGCCCUGAUUCGAGCACAGAUGACAGCCAUGCUUGCCAUGACCCAGCACCGUCGUAGGAAGGUGCCAAUUAUUAUUCAUAAUGAGAGUGAGCAGGCAAGGACAUGGAGUCAAAUUUUCAGUGAAGACACCAAAAAGCAAUCCAUUCCAGUCAUAGCAGCUUGGCAAUUGAAUGAAAGAAUGUAUGGAGAAUUACAAGGUCUAAAUAAGCAGGAGACGGCAGAUAGAUAUGGGAAGGAACAAGUUCAUGAGUGGCGUCGGAGUUAUGAUAUUCCUCCUCCUAAUGGCGAGAGUUUGGAAAUGUGUGCUCAAAGGGCUGUUGCUUAUUUCAAGGAUCAAAUUGAACCCCAGCUUCUAUGUGGAAAGAAUGUUAUGAUUGCUGCCCAUGGGAAUUCAUUGAGGUCCAUCAUUAUGUAUCUUGACAAAUUAACUUCGCAAGAGGUUAUCAGUUUAGAACUAUCAACCGGAAUACCCAUGCUUUACAUUUUCAAAGAGGGAAGAUUCAUUAGGAGAGGAAGUCCCGUAGCACCUACCGAGGCAGGAGUUUAUGCUUAUACUAGGAAUUUAGCUCAAUACAGGCAGAAGUUAGAUGAGACGCUUCAUUAAUGCGCCUUUUGAAGUAUAGGGGCUUACCUGCUGGUUUCAUAAUUAGAGUACAAGGAAAGAAUUGUUCUUGGUACUGCUUUGUGGGAGCUCGUUGCGUAUCCGUACAGUCUACGACCAGUAGAUCAGAAAGCUGGCUACUACUUCUGUGUGCUUCUUGUAUGCGUGAUCAGGCCUAGAUUUACAUUCCUGUAGUAGAUGUGUGGAAGUAUAGACUUUUAGACAUGUAUUUUUUUUUUUUUUUGUUUCCCUCUUCUAAAGAGUAAAGAGUAAAGACCAAUAUUUAAAAAUUGUAAUUGGUAGAACUGCAAUACGAAUAUCUUUUUUCCACUA